GCGAAAUUAAGCUGUAACUGAAAACCACCUACCCUCCUGUUCUCCCUCGCUGCCUUAAUUUCGUUUCAUGUUGGAGCCAAAAUUCUACCCGCCCGCUUAACUGUUUUACUAUUUUUGUUUAUCUAAUAUCCAUCCAUGGCGGUUCUCAUAUCUUAACAAAUCAAUUUUAGUUUAUAUAAUCAGGAUUCGGAGUUUCUUUUUUCCCCCCAAACACCUACGCCUACGCCCUGUCGUGCUCUCAUCAAUUCGAUCGGCGUCUGCCUUUCACAUUCGUGUAGCUUUUGAUUUUCUAGAGUCCCCGUUUUUCGUAAAAUGGCUAGCCGAGGAAAAGGCAACCUCUCAUCAGGGAAGAAGAGAAGUUCUGAGAAUUUCUCUCAUCAGUCUGUAAAGAAACAGAGGGUGGUAUUUGGCGAUAUUCAAAAUGUUUUGCCUUCACUAUUUGGAGAGAAGGAUCCAUUUCAUUUAGUAGACGAGCUGCAGGAAUAUAAGCCUAAAAGUUACUUGGAAAAAGUUGUGGAGAAAGUCGCUGAAGCGGAAGAGUAUUCUGCUUCCGAAGAUGUUUACCAUUCUGAUGUAUAUGAAUAUCUUCGUACCAUGGAAAAAGAGGCUAAGAGAAGACCGUCUCCAAAUUACUUCGAGACAAUCCAGAAAGAAACGACGCCUAAUAUGAGAGAAACUUUGGUGGAUUGGCUUGUAGAGGUUGCAGAGGAGUACGAUCUUCACCCAGAGACACUGUAUUCGGCAGUUUCUCAUAUUGACAGAUACUUAUCAGUGAAUUCUAUCGACAAGAGAAGGCUUCAGCUGCUUGGAAUUGCAUCAAUGCUGAUUGCUGCGAAAUACGAGGAGAUUGAUGCACCGGAAAUAGAAGAAUUCUGUGAUACAGCAGACAACUUGUAUAAUUUGCAAGAUUUGGUGGAGAUGGAAGCAGAUGUGCUCAAAACCCUUAGGUUUGAGGUUGGAAACCCCACAAUCAAGACGUUUCUUGGAAAGUUCACUAAAAUUGCUCAACAAGAUUAUGGGAUAUGCAGUCUUCAGUUGGAUCACUUGGGAUGCUAUUUAUCAGAGCUAAGUUUGCUGGAAUAUGGCUGUCUAAAAUUCUUGCCUUCCAUGGUGGCAGCAUCUGCCAUUUUUCUUGCAAGAUUUACCCUGCAAUCAAACCUGCAUCCUUGGACUAAGGAUCUACAGGAAGUCACAGGAUAUAAAUCUUCUGAUCUGAAAGAAUGUGUGAGCAUUCUUCAUGACUUGCAAUUGAGCAAAAGAGGGAGUGAUUUGGUUGGUGUAAGGGAGAAAUACAAGCAACUGAAGUUCAAAUGCAUGUCCACACUUCUGUCACCUUGCAAAAUACCAGCAUCCUUUUUCAAAGACAAAUGAAGAUCGAGUGGAGUCUAGUAGGAUCAUUUUAGGAUUGAUUAAUUGAUUAGUUGAUUAUUUUGAAUAUAAGCAAACCUUU
Molecule: messenger RNA, 1450 nt
Organism: Andrographis paniculata
Lineage: Eukaryota; Viridiplantae; Streptophyta; Magnoliopsida; Lamiales; Acanthaceae
Product: G2/mitotic-specific cyclin C13-1-like
Exons: 7
Coding region: 313-1371 (352 amino acids)
Biological process (GO): regulation of cyclin-dependent protein serine/threonine kinase activity; mitotic cell cycle phase transition
Cellular component (GO): nucleus; cyclin-dependent protein kinase holoenzyme complex; cytoplasm
Molecular function (GO): cyclin-dependent protein serine/threonine kinase regulator activity
Source: RefSeq, a predicted model, not a curated record